Polyodon spathula (Mississippi paddlefish) is the source of this 1782-nucleotide messenger RNA. Its product is annotated as sushi domain-containing protein 6-like. The record is from RefSeq and is a predicted model, not a curated record. The coding region runs from base 109 to 918 and encodes 269 amino acids. The transcript is spliced from 5 exons. NCBI's taxonomy places the organism in Eukaryota, Metazoa, Chordata, Actinopteri, Acipenseriformes, Polyodontidae.
UUGCCACGAAUGCUGCCGUAUGAACCGAACUUACUGGGAGUUCUGUAGCGCCUUACCGGAGAAUUUAAAGUAUUUUUCUUGUUUUUGUGUGAACGGGCUGCUGGGCUCAUGUCUGCCCAUCAGAUGACGUUGGUGACCGGCUGCCUCGGGUCCCUCCGGUGCUGUGGCGCGAUUGUGCUGCUUCUCUUGUGUGGUUACUCAAUGGGGACUGAAACCAACUCUACUGCAGAUCAGUCCUGCUCUCAUCCACUGGUCCCAGAGCACGGAGGUUUCCGCUGCGCUCCGUCUCCCUGCCGCAGCUUCACCCCGAAACGGGUCAUCCAGUAUUUCUGCGAGCCGGGGUACACUCUGCACGGCGCCGCCAGGAUGUGUUGCCACCAUGGCAACUGGAGGCCCGCAGGUCCACCCUACUGCACUCCCGACCAGGGGUCUAACCCGGGAUCAGGAGAUUCUGACACUACUGACCGGGAGUCCAGCUCUCUCCCUGCCAUUGCCAUGACAGCCGUCGCGGUGUCAGUCUUCCUGCUGACCACCACGGCCUGCAUGCUGGUCAGACCACAGGUCCCAGCCUGCCAUUGUGACAGCAGACGACUUUCAGACCAGCUGGGCUUGAUGAUUGAUGGCCCCCCGGUCCGCCUGCCGUCCUAUGAGGAGGCCGUGUACGGAAACCAGAGCAACCUAGCCCCACCCACACAGGGACUCACCCGGUUCCUGUUCGCCGAGAGACAACAGGAUCCCGGCCAUCAUCCGCCGGGCAGCCAAUUGGAUAGCUUGUUGGGCAGCUUAGCCAAUUGUGGCUCGGAAACCCUUCCCCCUCCUUACGAAGAGGUCCAAUCGGACAGCGGCUCUGGCGGGGGCCAGAACGAGCAGAGGAGGGCGGAAUCGUCGCUGACGUUCCAGGUCGAAAAGGAUGUUUAGAUUUCUAAACCUUUUUUUUUUGUAACCUGAUGAUAAAGCGAACAGCCGGACUGCACUGUGCACCAGGACAACAUGCAGUCACACCUGGGCAUGUCUGUGUUUCCACCUGCAGCUGAGCCAAAAGAGGUGUGAAACCAGACCGGUUCAUUUUCAACAGCAGCAGAGCAGAGAUCAAAUCCAUUUCAAUCUGCACUUGAAACUCAAUCAUUCGUUAGUGAAUUAUUGUCCACUAUGAGGUGGGUUUGAAAUCUCAGUCUCGAAGGAUUGCUGUCUGUCUGUCAGGAAUCAAGUCUGAUCGCUGCUUUCCUGGGGGUGAAACUGAGAGACAUUACACCCCGUGUGUCUGUCACACACCUCAGUGGAAAAGGAUCCACUCAGAACUGAAGUCAGGCUGCAUUGACUUGACCACACCUGUGAGCGUUUCGUUUGUGUAAAGCCUUUCCCCCAUAAUGUAUCCUGGUUUGCCAUGCUGUUGAAUAUGCUUUACUGUACCUUGCUGUUCUUUCCAAUUCAAGCCUGUGCUUUACUGUGCCGUCCCUUUGUUAUGAGUGAUAUUGCACAGGAAGAGACUGGCUGCUGUGACAGUCUGCAUUGUAAACACAAAAUUCAAGACUUCACAAAAAAAGGAUUUUUCAUUGAUGUUUUUUUUUUUUUUUAAUUUUAUAUAUACUUUGUGUGUGUAUUUUUUAAUAAUUGCAAGCAAACUCAUUUUGUACAUAGUAAAAUAUAAUUUUUAUGUGGGAUGUGUAAAUGUGUUGCACAUUUUUAUAUAUAAGACCAUUUCUUCUAUUUCUAAUGUAACUAUGAAGCUUGCUUUUUCGUGUGUGUGUGUGUGUGUGUGUGUUUCUGUUUUGGUUAUGCUAA